AUGCUGAUGUCAGAUUUCUGUGCCGUAGUUUUGGCCCUUAUCGUCCUCGCCGCAGCCAAGACUCAGAGUCAGACUGUCCGCAAGAAUAUUGCCGGCCAUCCUGACUUGCAGUUUCUUCGGGACUUCAAGGUGGUUAUACCAAAACGGAUAGUCUCUACUGAUGGCUACACCAGCAUCCUUUCUACGAAGUCACGUGAAAGAACGCUGGAACACCAUAGCAACCCCUCCUUCUCCAUAGUUUACAACAGCAGAAAUUUCGUCCUUGAUUUACAACUUCAUCGGACCCUUAUAUCCGGGAACUACAUAGAGAUUUACACGAGUGACAACGGUACUCUGAAGCAAGAAAAAAUUCGUCCUGAAGCUUGCCACUAUCAUGGUUCCAUCCGUGGAUCACCGGACUCCGUGGUGGUGAUGUCAACAUGUGAUGGUCUACGGGGCCACUUCUCAGAUGAAGCGAGCAUGUUUCACAUUCAACCCCAUCCAGAAUUCGAUACUGUUGAAACGUUCUACUACCCCCUUCAUGUUGUCUAUGAGGACCGCGAUAUCAAGAAAAAGGGGCCAAGACGAUGUGGACAUAACGCGACCAUUCUCAGUCACCCCGACUCUUUUAUGCAAGAUUUCGCCGACUUCAAAAUUAAGGUAAAUAAUCGAUUAAGGCGGAACACAGGGACUAUUCCUGAAUACAACACAAAUACCGCCACAAAGUACAUAGAACUUUUUCUCGUUUUUGACCACAACACUUGGCAGGCGAACACAAACAGGGACGCGAUCCGUGCCCGGGCCAUUUCUAUGGUCAACACAGUUGACUCCAUUUACAAGCCAGCUAAUGUCCGGGUCAUUUUGACUGGAGUCCAAAUCUGGGACACUGGUAACCCGGUCAACAUAAGCGCAGAAGUCGAGCCAAGCCUUUUUAAUUUCUGUUCGUGGAGAAAGGCAAACCUUAUUGGCACAGUUCCUCACGAUAUAGCUCAUUUAAUUGUCGGGCUUGACUUCACUGGCAACACUGCCGGACUCGGAAUCGUUGGCACAACAUGUACCAACUCGGCCUGUGGGAUCAACCAGGAUUUUGGCGCUCCGACUCCCGCCGAUGUGGCUUUCAUUAUUGCCCACGAGAUGGGGCAUAAUCUGGGCAUGCUACAUGACGACGGACGUCAAUGCGGAGCGUGCGACUGGGCUGGUGGAUGCGUUAUGGCGAGUGUUAAGCCAUCAGACCCCCGUGCCUGGACACAGUGUAGCAUUGAUGACAUGAACGAGCACUCCCAUGUCUGUCUGUCCGACUACCCGACUACAUUCUAUGCGGACGCAAUCUGCGGGAAUGGUUACGUCGAGGCUGGGGAAGAGUGUGACUGCGGAUCGGCGGCGGAAUGUCCAACUGUUGAUCCGUGUUGCCAAACAACCGGUUGUAAACUGAAGUCGAGUUCAGAAUGUGGUGCGGGUGAGUGCUGUGAGAACUGUAAGUUCAAAACAAAAGGUACCUUGUGCAGGAAUGCACACAAUGAAUGCGAUAUCAAGGACCUGUGCACUGGCAGCUCAAACGUGUGUCCCGCCGACGAUUACCACAUAGAUGGGACAGAGUGCAACAGCAAUCAAUCUUACUGCCUGACGGGAGAGUGUGUCACUGGUGACGACCAAUGCAAGUACUGGUUCGGCCCACUGGCCUCGGAGGGCGACCCGGGUUGUUUCAGCCUGGUGAAUUCCUUCACAAACCAAUAUGGUCACUGUGGCGAGACCAGCUCUGGAGUCUACAAGAAAUGCGCCCCCGAAGAUUACAAAUGUGGCAAAUUGCAAUGUAGUCACCCGUCACCUGAUCCCGUUCUCCCUAUCAUCGGAACAAAAAAGGUUGGCACGUCGGUCCAAUACGGCUCACUCAGCUGUAAGGCCGCCUCGGCCGAGUUUGGCGAUGACGUCCGUGAUGCUGGACUUGUUCGUGACGGCACCAAGUGCGGCGAUGGUAAAAUGUGCUACGCAGCCAAAUGUAAGACUUUGGUAUCACUCGCCUUCAACAAAACUUCGGCAAGCGGAUCCACAAAUGACUCUCCGACGACAACCAGAUUUGUCGGAAUUUCCACGGACUCAAAUGGACUCACAACUGUAGGAAUUUCCGGCGACACAACCUUCGGCGGUUCAAACCCUGACACAACAACAACGCCGAUAAAGAACGCAGUCGCGGCAGCUAGUGCGUCUGCAACGGAUCUCAUGACUGUGGGCGUAUCAGCAGCUAUCGCCACUCAAAUAUCGAUCUGGUCAUUCUUCGUUUAG
Messenger RNA from Lineus longissimus, 2259 nucleotides. Its product is annotated as zinc metalloproteinase-disintegrin-like crotastatin. Lineage: Eukaryota; Metazoa; Nemertea; Pilidiophora; Heteronemertea; Lineidae. The coding region runs from base 1 to 2259 and encodes 752 amino acids. Gene Ontology annotation, molecular function: metalloendopeptidase activity. Gene Ontology annotation, biological process: proteolysis. The transcript has a single exon. The record is from RefSeq and is a predicted model, not a curated record.